Bufo bufo (common toad) is the source of this 924-nucleotide messenger RNA. Its product is annotated as mitochondrial ornithine transporter 1-like. Bases 1 to 924 code for a protein of 307 amino acids. The record is from RefSeq and is a predicted model, not a curated record. The transcript is spliced from 6 exons. Gene Ontology annotation, molecular function: L-ornithine transmembrane transporter activity. NCBI's taxonomy places the organism in Eukaryota, Metazoa, Chordata, Amphibia, Anura, Bufonidae. Gene Ontology annotation, biological process: mitochondrial L-ornithine transmembrane transport.
AUGUCACCUGAUCAAAGCCACCCCUCACAUUUUGUGCAGGUUCUAAUUAAUUUGACAUCAGGGGCAAUGGGUGGCGUGGCAUGUGUGUUCAGUGGACAGCCCUUUGAUACAGCCAAGGUUAAGAUGCAGACUUUCCCAUCUAUGUAUCGAGGUUUCAUGGACUGCAGCGUGCGAACAUACCGCACAGAGGGAUUGCGAGGGUUGUAUCAUGGCACUGUCCCUGCUUUGUUGGCAAAUGUGUCCGAAAAUGCAGUGCUGUUUGCAUGUUAUGGAUUUUGUCAGAAUCUUGUGUGUCAUGUCCUGGGGAUGCAGGAUCCAUCACAGCUUAGAGACUACCAGAAGGCUACUGCAGGCUCUUUGGCUUCAGUCUUUUCCUCACUGGUCCUUUGUCCAACUGAACUGGUGAAGUGCCGUAUGCAAACACAGCAUGAAAUGCGAAUAUCUGGAUAUAAGGGCAUACCACAUAAGAGCACGCCAUGGUCCAUUGUUUGUCAUAUCCUGAAAACUGAAGGUGUUUGUGGCCUUUUCCGUGGACUCAGCAGCACAUGGCUGCGAGAAAUCCCAGGCUACUUCUUCUUUUUUGGUGGCUAUGAGUCGAGCAUCAGUAUUUUAAAUCGAAGUUCUAGAGAUCAACCAGGCGCAUUUGUGGUCACAGUAAGUGGCGGUGUGGGUGGGGCCUGUUUUUGGCUUUCUGUAUAUCCAGUGGACUCUGUAAAGUCAAGAAUUCAGGUUUUAUCCAUGGCAUCUCCCUCUAGAGGUUUCCUUCUCUCUUUUCUGCACAUAUUGAAGACUGAAGGAAUCGCCACUCUGUACAGUGGAUUGGUGCCCACUGUCAUCAGGGCAUUCCCCUCCAAUGCUGCUCUCUUCUUGGCCUAUGAGAUGACGAAGAGGACUCUUACAAAAUGGUCAUAUAAUCAGAACUGA